UCAUCACUGACCCACUCAACAGAAAACAUAUUUUCUUCACUUGCGUCGUCCUCAACUGAAACCCGUCUAUCUGCACACCCAUCUUCAGUGACACUUCCAACACGAGUAUCCAAUCUAACAACAUCACAACUCUCAUCAAGACCUGAGUCUUCAUCACAAUCCCAGACUGUAUUUACCCACCAAUCAUCAAUAACUGAGACAUCAUCAGAAAUGAAUCCACCAAAAACACAGUCAUCAGCAGUAAUAAUUUCGUCAUCAGAGACACAUCCAACAACUGAACAAAUAUCAUCACUGGCAAUGUCUUCAUCACUGAUCCACUCAACACCUCAAGGAUCAUUCGAAACUGUUUCCAGUUCAACCACCGCACAGGUACCAUCAAUAACUGGCUCAUCAACAGAAACAAGUCAAACAACUUUACAAGUAUCAUCGAUCACAAAACAUUCUGCACUGACUGAACAAAGUAACACAUUCUCAUUGAUAACUGGGUCUUCAUCAGGCACCAAGACAAAUACAACGCAAAUAUCUUCAACAACGGAAACUUUAUCAGAAAUUUCCCCUGCACCAACACAUGGGUCAUUUGUAACAGUGAAUCCAUCAGCAAAUACUCUAACCACAAUGAAAUCCUCCUCAGUUAUAUCAGCCUCAUCAGAAAACCAUUUGUCAGCACAGAGUAUAUCAAGGAAUUCAUCCACAUCAGAACACAAUCCCACAACAGCACAAUUCACAUCCAUAACUGAGCAUUCUUCGGAAUCGCAUCCGAUAGUGACACAACUCUCAUCAAUAAUUGAGUCUCCAUCAGAAACCAGUCAGGGAUCAUCACAAGUACCCUCAACAGUCUCAUUGGUAAUUGGGUCUUCAUCGAGAAGCCACUCAACAGUGACACAAUUUUCAUCAUCAACAGAGCCUGCAUCUGAAUUGUCCCCUGCAUCAACACAAGCGUCAGCAGUAACAGUGAAUUCAUCAGCAACCCAUCCAACCACAGUGAAAGAAUCAACUACACCGGCCUCAUCAGAAACCUAUCUGUCCCCACAGAGUACAUCAAUAAAUUCUUCAACAUUCGAAAACAACUCAACAACAGCACAGGUGUCAUCCAUAACUGGGUCUUCUUCAGAAUCCUUUCCAAAAGUAACAGAAGCUUCAUCAAGCAUUGAAACCCCGUUACAGACCAGUCAGGGAUCAUCACAUCCAACAGUGACACAUGUCUCAUCAACAUCUGUGUCUCUACUGGACAGCAGUCAGGGAGCAUCACAAGUAACCGUUUUAGGACAAUCGUCAUCUGAAUCUCAUUCAGCAACAACUCCAUUGACACACACAACUCAUUCUUCAUCAGAUACACAACCAACAAGGAUACAAUCAGUAUCCAGUACUGACCGCUCAGCAGGAAGUACUUCAGGAGAAGCACCAGAGUCUCUAGUAACUGAGACAUCAUCACAAACACAUCCAACAACAAGGAACAUGUCUUUCAAAACUUUGAAGUCGUCAGAAAGCAAUCCAACAAUGACACAAGUGUCAUCAAUAACUAAAACGUCACCACAUAUGCAAUCUACAACAUCACAGCUGUCAACAGCGACACAGACUUCAUCACUGACCCACUCAACAGAAAACAAAUUUUCUUUGCUCGCGUCAUCCUCAACUGAAACCCAUCUAUCUGCACACACAUCAUCAGUGACACUUGCUACAGGAGAAUCCAAUCGAACAACAUUGCAACUCUCAUCAAGACCUGAGUCUUCAUCACAAUCCCAGACUGUACCUACCCACCAAUCAUCAAUAAGUGAGACAUCACCAGAAUUGAAUCCAACAACAACACAGACAUCAGCAGUAAUAAUAUCUUCAUCAGAGGCACAUCCAACAACUGAACAAAUAUCAUCACUGGCAAUGUCUUCAUCACUGAUCCACGCAACACCUCAAGGAUCAUUCGAAACUGCGUCCAGUUCAAACACCGCACAGGUACCAUCAAUAACUGGCUCUUCAACGGAAACAAGUCAAACAACUUUACAAGUAUCAUCGAUCACAAAACAUUCAGCACUGACUGAACAAAGUAACACAUUCUCAUUGAUAACUGGGUCUUCAUCAGGCACCAAGACAAAUACAACGCAAAUAUCUUCAACAACGGAAACUUCAUCAGAAUUGUCCCCUGCACCAAUACAUGUGUCAUUUGUAACACUGAAUUCAUCAGAAAACACUCUAACCACAAUGAAAUCCUCCUCAGUCACAUCAGCCUCAUCAGAAAACCAUCCGUCAGCACAGAGUAUAUCAAUGAAUUCAUCAAUAUCAGAAAACAAUCCCACAACAGCACAAGUCACAUCCAUUUCGGAAUUGCAUCCAAUAGUGACACAACUCUCAUCAAUCACUGAGUCUCCAUCAGAAACCAGUCAGGGAUCAUCACAAGUAGCCUCAACAGUCUCAUUGGUAACUGGGUCUUCACUGGGCAGCCACUCAUCAGUGACACAAUUUUCAUCAUCAACAGAGCCUGCAUCUGAAUUGUCUCCUGCAUCAACACAAGCGUCAGCAGUAACAGUGAAUUCAUCAGCAACUCAUCCAACCACAGUGAAAGAAUCAACUACACCGGCCUCAUCAGAAACCUCUCUGUCCCAACAGAGUACAUCAAUAAAUUCUUCAACAUUCGAAAACAACUCAACAGCAGCACAGGUGUCACCCAUAACUGGGUCUUCUUCAGAAUCCUUUCCAAAAGUAACAGAACCUUCAUCAAGCAUUGAAACCCCAAAACAGACCAGUCAGGGAUCAUUACAGAAAACCUCUUCAGGACAAUCUUCAUCUGAAUCACAUCCAGCAAACACAUUAUUAACACUGAUGACACAAUCAUCAUCACAAUCUCAGCCAACAAUCUUGCAACUAUCAUCCAGCACUGAGUCCUCAGCAGAAACCACUUCAAGAGAUGCACUAGUCUCCCCAGUAAAGGAGACACCAUCAGUAACACACCCAACAAUGAGUAAUGUGUCAUUCCAAACUGUGCCAUCAUCAGAAAGCAAUCCAACAAUGGCACAACUAUCAUUAACAACAAAGUCUUCAUCUGAAUUAUAUCCCACAACAACGCAGGUGUCAGCAGUAACACUGACUUCAUCAAUAACUGAGACACCAUCAGAACUGUAUCCCACAACACAGACAUCAGCAAUAAUAAUAUCUUCAUCAGAGACACAUCCAACAACGAAACAAUUAUCAUCACUGGCAAUGUCUUCAUCACUGAUCCACUCAACACCUCAAGGAUCAUUCGAUACUGCGUCCAGUUCAACUACCGCACAGGUACCAUCAAUAACUGGCUCAUCAACAGAAACACGUGAAACAACUUUACAAGUAUCAUCGAUCACA
This is a messenger RNA of Chiloscyllium plagiosum (whitespotted bambooshark), 3327 nucleotides long. Lineage: Eukaryota; Metazoa; Chordata; Chondrichthyes; Orectolobiformes; Hemiscylliidae. The record is from RefSeq and is a predicted model, not a curated record.